UGGCUGUGGAUUCUGACUGCUUUGCAAAUGGGUAUUUCUUCCAAGAACUGGAUUUCCAGCACUCACUAAGACAGACCUCUGAGUAACUGGGGACUCGGCCUGCCUUGCCUCCGGAGCUUGGGGAAGAGCGGAUGGAGAUGAGUUGAUUAUAUUCCAUGAAGUAAUAGCUCACCACCAGCCGGGGUUUAAACUACUUUUGCAGCAUCACUUCACCUGUGGACUCUUCUAAAUUUUGCUUUCUUGGGGAAAAAACUAGGGUAAGAGGAGGUCGUUUUUAACAAGUUAACGUCAUCCUCCCUCCCUUACAAGUUGAUGCAAAGGAUAAGGCUGUGACUCCAUUGGAUUGCACCUUCAAAUCAAAAUAGGAGAAGAAAGGGACAAUGGCUCUGAGUGGAAACUGUAGUCGUUAUUAUCCUCGAGAACAAGGGGCUGCAGUUCCCAACUCCUUCCCUGAGGUCGUGGAGCUGAAUGUUGGGGGUCAAGUUUAUUUUACUCGCCAUUCUACUUUAAUAAGCAUCCCUCAUUCCCUCCUGUGGAAAAUGUUUUCCCCAAAGAGAGACACGGCUAACGAUCUAGCCAAGGACUCCAAAGGAAGGUUUUUCAUUGACAGAGAUGGAUUUUUGUUCCGUUAUAUUCUGGACUAUCUCAGGGACAGGCAGGUGGUCCUGCCUGAUCACUUUCCGGAAAGGGGAAGACUGAAACGGGAAGCGGAGUACUUCCAGCUCCCAGACUUGGUCAAACUCCUGACCCCCGAUGAAAUCAAGCAAAGCCCGGAUGAAUUCUGCCAUAGUGAUUUUGAAGAUGCCUCCCAAGGAAGCGACACGAGAAUCUGCCCCCCUUCCUCCCUGCUCCCUGCCAACCACAAGUGGGGUUUCAUUACUGUGGGUUACAGGGGGUCCUGCACCAUGGGCAGAGAGGGGCAGGCAGAUGCCAAGUUUCGGCGAGUUCCCCGGAUUUUGGUUUGUGGAAGGAUUUCCUUGGCAAAGGAGGUCUUUGGAGAAACUUUGAACGAGAGCAGAGACCCUGACCGAGCCCCAGAAAGAUACACCUCCAGAUUUUAUCUCAAAUUCAAGCAUCUGGAAAGGGCUUUUGAUAUGUUGUCAGAGUGUGGAUUCCACAUGGUGGCCUGUAACUCCUCAGUGACAGCAUCUUUCGUUAACCAAUAUACAGAUGACAAGAUCUGGUCAAGCUAUACUGAAUACGUCUUCUACCGUGAGCCUUCUAGGUGGUCCUCCUCGCACUGUGAUUGCUGCUGCAAGAACGGCAAGGGCGACAAAGAAGGGGAGAGCGGCACGUCUUGCAACGACCUCUCCACUUCCAGCUGCGACAGCCAGUCUGAGGCCAGCUCUCCCCAGGAGACGGUCAUCUGUGGGCCCGUGACACGCCAGACCAACAUCCAGACUCUGGACCGUCCCAUCAAGAAGGGCCCCGUCCAGCUGAUCCAACAGUCAGAGAUGCGGCGGAAAAGCGAUCUGCUCCGGACUCUGACUUCGGGCUCCAGGGAGUCGAAUAUGAGCAGCAAAAAAAAGGCUGUUAAGGAAAAGAUCUCAAUUGAGGAAGAGCUGGAGAAAUGCAUCCAGGAUUUCCUCAAGAUCAAAAUUCCCGAUCGGUUUCCCGAGAGGAAACAUCCUUGGCAAUCUGAACUCUUACGGAAGUAUCAUCUAUAGGGGGGGGCUGGGGGGUGGCAGAAGAAACAAAUCGUGUCACCAUUUUGAAAGAAAUCUUCUAAAAGAAAUUCAUAUUUGAAAAGAAAAAUACUAACUAACAAUACACAUUUGUUAGACCACAAUAGCCCAUUGAUAUACUACUGCCUACUUACCUAGUUCACCUUAACAUGUAAAUCCACAGGGUAGAUUUCUUUCCGGAUGUGGAAGUAUAAGAAAAUCUUUUUUUGGUUCUUUGUUUGUUUGUUAACUUAGUCCCAUGUGCUGAAUAUCUUAUCUAUAAUGAGAGCCGGCUACAUAAGAGUAGCUGAGAGGCCUUGGGAGUCAUUGAUCUCAAACUGGGUUUUUCUCUCAUCUUCUACCUCCCUGCUUUGAACAAGAAGAUGGUAGAAAGAGAUCUGGCCCAAUGGCAUACGUUUGGAUUUUUUAAAUUUUCCUUUUCCCUUUGUUUAUGGGGUAGUGGGGAAAAUGACAGAUUUAUAUGACUUUUCACUCAAAUCUAUUAUGUGCCAGUUUAUAUCGACUCCUUAUGCAUGAGUAUUUGUGCAACACAAGCACAACGAAGUAUGUAUAUACACACAGUGCACAUGACCCCAGGGCCUGGACAUCCUGAGGGGGGUGCCCCUGCUCCCCACAGCUCCUUCUAAGAGCACUUCAGACAGAUGAGCCUCUGCUCUUUUCUUAAAAUCCUUCUGGGAAGGUUUCCCAGCCUCUCUUGGCAACACUUUCUAACAUUGAAUAACCCUCAUCAUCAACCGGUUGUCUUCCUGAUUUUGAAAUCAAGACCCAUAGGCUCCAUUUUACUGUGCUGUUCUUUCUCUGUACUAGGAGAGGGUGAGAAGAGCUAGUCAAACAUUCUUUGUGUUAAAA
Messenger RNA from Ceratotherium simum simum (southern white rhinoceros), 2534 nucleotides. It is a transcript of the gene KCTD16, whose product is annotated as potassium channel tetramerization domain containing 16. The record is from RefSeq and is a predicted model, not a curated record. Gene Ontology annotation, biological process: regulation of G protein-coupled receptor signaling pathway; protein homooligomerization. Gene Ontology annotation, molecular function: protein binding. Lineage: Eukaryota; Metazoa; Chordata; Mammalia; Perissodactyla; Rhinocerotidae. Gene Ontology annotation, cellular component: signaling receptor complex; postsynaptic membrane; presynaptic membrane.